Molecule: messenger RNA, 380 nt
Organism: Ostrinia furnacalis (Asian corn borer)
Lineage: Eukaryota; Metazoa; Arthropoda; Insecta; Lepidoptera; Crambidae
Product: zinc finger protein 615-like
Exons: 4
Source: RefSeq, a predicted model, not a curated record
UGCUUUCAGGUGAUAGGUGCGGAUGGGCAAAUCGUAUCUGAGAAAACUACGCCCGGCUACGCGUGUCCCGAGUGUGGGUCAUGUUUUAACACUAAGGAGGCGCUCUCGCUUCACGUGCGCUUGCACGCGGGCGACCGCACGUGCGUGACGGACCUGUGCGCGCUGACGGCCGCGCUUCAGCCCGGACUGGUCGCCGCGGCGCAGCAGGCUACGCAGACUCAACCCAUUCAAAUAAUAUCUUCCAAUCCCAGUAAUGUUGUACAUACGCAAGUAAUAGCUACGAAUCACCACGUAGCCGCACCCCGGCCAAAGAUUCACUUUUGCGUCGACUGCGGUAAAGGUUUCGCGGCUAAACACGGCUUAUUAGCGCAUCAGAGGAG